AUGUUAUCCAAAAAAGGCUAUUUAAUUCAUUUUAUUCGUAUAUUCUUCAUUGGUCUUUUACUGAGUAUAUGUUCAUUAUUAUCUUAUAUUUGGAAUAAAUAUCAACCAUUUCAUCUUAGUAUUGAAUUACAACGAUGUCAAUCAAAUAUAUCGCAUAUUAAUAUUUGGAAUUGGUUAAAUAAUUUUCAUUUUAUUCAAUUAUUACCUUCAUUAUCAUUUUUAUCAACAUUAACUUCAUCAAAAUGUCAUUUAUAUAUCAAAGAUAAUUAUCCAUUGAAUAUUAAUAAAUUUAUUGGAUUAAUUCAUUCGAUUUUAAUUGUUUAUCUUGUUUAUUAUCUUAUUUGUUUUUCACUUUUUCAUUCUCAUAUGAAACAUAUACAAAAUCGGCAAUAUUAUUAUGCUAAACUCUAUCGACAUGAUCAAAAAAAAUCAACAUUUAGAUGUUCAAAUCGUUUAUUGAAAACAUAA
This is a messenger RNA of Adineta steineri, 468 nucleotides long. The record is from the annotation of a GenBank genome assembly. NCBI's taxonomy places the organism in Eukaryota, Metazoa, Rotifera, Eurotatoria, Adinetida, Adinetidae.